CACUGUACAUACCGUACCUACAAUGUUUACAUAUUUUAUUACAUACAAAAAAUAUGUGUGUACAUAGGUAAAUAUGUAUGUACAGUCAAAACCCGAGUAAAAUAAAAUAGUUUAGGGAAUGCAAAUGCGUACAUAAAAUCAAAUGUGGUAAUAACUCAGUACUGCCUUGAUCCCUCAGAACCCGAAAAUGUCCGAUUCCGAGGUAGAAAACUCUGAGAGUGUCGGUGUUUCAAGACCAACAUUGGCACAAGUGCGAGCAGUAGUGGAAUUUAUGCAGAAACAUCCAGAUUUAGCUCAUAAAAAAUUAAGAGUGGGAAUGGGACGUGGUAAAUUUAAGAAAAUCUGGAUGGAGCUUGCAAAAACUGCUAAUUCUGUUGGUGGAGCAGUCAAAUCAAGCCAAGGAUGGAUUAAAUAUUGGGCAGACAAAAGAAGAAGUGUGAUGAUAAAAAAAAAACAAAUCGAAGAAGGUAAACUAAGAGGACGCAUUACAAUAAUGGAACAAAAAAUAUUAGACUUGUGUAACGAAAAGUCAUUAUCACCAAAAAAGAGAGGUAAAGUGAAAGAAGAGCCCUGCAAUGGAGGCGAUGGAGAUUCCUUGGAUGGUUUUUUGUCGAAAGAUGAGGAAUACGGUGAUAUAGAACACAAACAUUCUGUUACAGAAAACGAUGAGAGACAUUUGAAUAUAAUUGAUAAAUUGGUAGAAGUUAUGAACCAGCAGGCAGCAGCAAUGAACCAGUUAGCGCACACAUCCCUUUGUAAUUCUAAAGCGCUUGAACGAGUCGCUGAGGCUUCCCACAUUCAACAGGCAUUGGCUGUGGACAGAUUAGCGAAUACAUUUGAAACGAUCAGCGCGUCCGUGCAAGAUGUUAGGAACGCGGUCAUCGGAAUAGACUACACGGUCAAGAGAUGUUAUCCCGUUAUGAACUCGCAGCGAACAAACGCAAAUAUUAUAUUCGGUUGAGAUUCGAUAUGCAAGAGACAAUUAGCAUCAUACUGCGAACAAGAUACCACUCGCUGAAAUGUCAAUGCGUGUAAUUCGAGUUUCAUCAGUGCUGUCGGAUAUUUUGAAGUCUGAUGAAAAGUUUGUGAAUGUUACGAAUUGCUUAAAUUACGAUUAUUAUAUGAAUUAACGUCCGUCUGGUGUAGUGGUAAGUGACAUGGUCACUACACUAGGGGGUCGCGGGUUCGAAUCCCGCCAAGGGAAGAUAUUUGUAUGAUAAAAUUAAAUAUAAAUGUCUUUUCCAGGGUUAUGGAUGUAUAUUAAAUAUAUGUAUGUGUAUAAUAAAAAUCUUACAUUUAUAUCCGUUAUCUGGUAUCUGUAACACAAGUUCUUUACGAACUUGUCACGGGACCAGUUAACGUGGCGUGAUUGUUAGUAAAAUAUUUAUAUAUAUAAUAAACAACUCUAAUUAUAGACUUUGUUUUAUUCGUGCUGUAUCCACGUUAUCGAACGGACGACGUGCGCGAAAGAAUAACUCGAUCAAACGAUACAUUGUACUCGCCGAUACUUCGCGUUAAACUGGUCGUUUUUAUCUUAUCGUCUACGUGAACACGCCCGAUAAUAUGGUUUGUUUCGUCAAUCCAUGCAUCAUUGUUCCAUUUUAAUGUGAAAACGUUGGAACAUGAUUACAACAAGAGAAAAGGAAGAUUAAUAAAAAAAAUGCGAGUAACAAUUUUUAAAGUGAAAUCUUGAUUACAAAUAAUGGCGUUGAGGUUUUUUAUCUUUAUUGCAUUUUGUAUUUCGUUUGUGCUCAGUGAGUUUUGUCCAAAACAAUGUGACUGUGACAUGUCUAAUGGGUUGAACAGGGCUAUUUGUGUUGACCAAAACAUUAUCGAUAUAAACGUUGGAGUAUCCAAAGCUGUUCAAGUGUACAGCUUGAAGCACAAUGUUAUCAGCGAACUAGACAAUUUUUGUUUUAAGGAAUCCGGCUACACGGCCUUGAAACUUUUGGAUAUAUCGUAUAAUUUGAUAUUCUGGAUAGGAUUACAUGCCUUUUCAGGGCUUGAAAAGUUAAUCUACUUAAAUCUUAGUAACAACAGACUGAGAUAUAUACCGUCCGAUCUUUUCUGGGACACACCGCAGCUUGAACACCUUGACCUUUCUUCGAACGUUUUCGAGUCGCUAAAGAAUGAGCCGUUCAUAAUGCACACAAAAUUGCAGAUAUUAAAUCUAAAUAACUGUAGAAUCAGAUCAUUACCAGACAGAUUGUUUACGAGAUUGCCUAAUUUAAAGAAACUGGAUAUUAGUGAAAAUUACGUGGUUAUUUUAAGUGAAAACGUCUUAAAGCCUCUAAAUAAACUAGAGCGAUUAGAAAUGUGGAGCGGGUAUUGGCAGUGUUCUCCAGAUUUCAUUGCCAUCGAGACAUGGAUCAAAUCAAAGGGCAUCAAUUAUCAGAACCAGUGUACGAAGGGACCUAAAAGGUCAGAAAAGAUUAUAUCAACUGUGAGUCUUGAAAAAGCGCCAGUCGAUUUGAGCACAGUGUGGAAUACGACAGUAAAUAAAAACGAGACUACAAAAGUAACGGAAUCGAAACGCCCUUUGACGCCCCUGGAAAAGUUCGAUAGGGAAUUCUCUGCGAUUCAAGCUCUCGUUAUGGGCCUAGAAAUGGGUUUAGCUAUCGGCAUAGUCGGAACGUAUGUCUGGCUGCGACGAUUCUUUUCUUGUGCUCGUUUUAGCUGUCGAGCGAACGUGAGGCGUCGAACUCGCAGACUGCAGCGUUCCGAUGCUGAAAUGAGAGCGAAUUUACUUUGGAGUACCAUCAUCAAUCCUGAUGUGGAAACUCCACCGACGGCCCCUAAUAGAAGACCACCUGGUGGCGUCUCUAAUACGACCGAUGGAGCCCGACACGCUGACGCCAUCCGUGUCCCAAACAGAUCCGAGACUCCACCACCACCAUACAAUGAAUGCUGCAUCAAUAUAUAAUUAAGAGGGAUAAAUUAUUUUAGUUAAGUUUAUUGUGAUAUUAUUUCAUGUUUUAUUUUUUUAUUAAAUUGAAAUUUAACAUAACGUACAAAUCUAAAUAAAAAUACAUUUUAAAUAUAAA
Messenger RNA from Bombyx mori (domestic silkworm), 3044 nucleotides. RefSeq names its product leucine-rich repeat-containing protein 70. The record is from RefSeq and is a predicted model, not a curated record. Lineage: Eukaryota; Metazoa; Arthropoda; Insecta; Lepidoptera; Bombycidae. Gene Ontology annotation, molecular function: protein binding. The coding region runs from base 188 to 961 and encodes 257 amino acids. The transcript is spliced from 9 exons.